AUGUUACAUAAGCAGUAAACAUAACAUGUUCUGUUUUAAUCAGUCUACCACUUGCUUUCCAAAGUUUCCAAAUUAACAUCUACGGCUAAUACAUCUCUGUCAAUAAAUUAAUGAUUUAUUGUGUACCAUGCAGAAAGAAGUGAUCAAGAAUUUUAGUGUAAUAAUGCCUUGAAAGAGAACAUUUGUGAGAUACCAGUUUGUAAUAAGUAAAAACCUAGAAGCAGAGAACAAUUACUAUCUCAUUGAUAUCUUCAGAUUUGUGAACUUGAAGAGCAUUCAUUCCUGUUGCAAACUCCCCCACUGUAUUUAAAAAUAUAUCAUUUACCACUGUUAAGGACAUUUAUGGAAUCAUAGGUCUGUCUGCCAGAUCAGGGACAACUUGGAGCUAACAAUAAAGAUAGUAAGGUACUAUCUGUUGAUUAUUCCUCUCCUGUCUAACUUUCAAGAUUCAAUCAGAAGUACACAGAAACCAAUGAGCUAAAUAUAAACUGUAGAGUUUAAUUUGUUAAAAGAAAAAAGUGUCAAUAUUCUCAAGACAUUAUAAAGAAAUGAGCAGCAAAAGAAGGCGGUCUAAGAUGCCUUGUUAACAUUCACUUGCAGGUUUCAGACUGGCAUGUUGAAUUGAAGCAAAUAGACAGUGCUGGAGGUUGCUGAUUCUGCCUAUGUAAUUUGGCUUUUGGUUUCACUUACAGGCGUAUUCAUCCACUUGGAUACUGUUUUGAGAGACAAUGAAGGAAGCUGAGGAAGUGUGGGAGUGAGAGGAGGACAUGUAAGGUUAUAGUGGGAGAGGGAAAAGUAAGAGAUGGUUAGUGAAAGAAGAAACAGAGAGAACGGUACAGUAAGAUAGUGAGAGGAAAGGACAGUGAGAGAAAGGAACAGUGUGGGUGUGGGAAUAGUGAGAGAGGGAGUUAGUGAGAGGGGAUGCAGCAACAGAAAAGAUCAGAGCCAGAGAGGGAAGGACAGUGAUAAAGGGGAACAGUGCGAAAGAGGGACAGUGAAUAGGAGAAACGGUGAGAAAGGGGACAGUGCAAGAGUGGGAUUGUGAGAAGAGACAGUGUGAUAGAGUUACAGUGAACGAAGGGGACAGAGCAAUAGAAAAAGAGAGAACGAGGGAAACAAAGAGAGAGAGAGAGAGAGAACGAGGAAGAGAGAGAGAGAGAGAGAAAAACAGACAGACAGACAGAGAGUAAAAUCCCUAGCAAUAUGGAGAUCAUGAGGAAUUCGGAGGAGGUACCAGACAAUAAUGAUUCAGCAACCAACGAAAUAUCUGACACACCAAAGAAAAUUGCUUCUCAACAAAAAUUGCUUAUAACGGCACUGUUGCUAUCGCGUUAUUUAUCCGCUUCGGUGUUCCCUCUACUAGAAGUUAGCUAUCCAGUUGAGGCUAAACUUCGUGGAAUAAACAAUACUUUAAUGAGCUUGCUGUUUGGUGUUUAUCCAUUCAUGAAUGUAUUGGCUCCACAAAUGGUCAAAAGAAUGGUCUAUCAUUUUGAAUUAAAACGUAUCAUAUAUGUUGCAAUCGGGUUUUCUGCCAUUAACACAAUUUUUUUUGGAUUUCUUGAAUACAUCCCUAAGCAGGGUUCUUAUAAUAUGGUGUUCCUCAUACUAAGUUUCAUUGUGAGAGCUUUCGAAUCUUUGAGUUGUGGUACAAUCAAUACAGCAGUUAUGAUAUUUUAUACCACUGAAUUUCCAGAUGAUUUCAGUUGUUUAUUUGGUUUGUUUAUGGCUGUAACUGGGCUUGGUUACUCAACUAGCCCCCUAUUUGGAGGAAUACUUUAUGAUCUUGGCGGAUUCAAUUUACCUUAUCUGAUAUAUGGUGCACUGCUUGCCAUUUGUUUACCAUGCGAUAUAUAUCUUCUAAGAAGGAGCUCGAAUAAAAAAGAAGAAAGGUCUUCAGUGUCAAGAUUCACUUAUUCUUGGGAGAUCUUCAACAACGUUCUUCUUCUUGUAGUUCUUACACUACCAUACGCAUUUCAAGAAGUUUUCCUUUGGUAUCAUCUUAAAGAUUUUUCUUUUUCUCAGACGGAGAUAGGAGUAAUGUACUUGCUGCUCAGUAUCAGUUAUAGCCUCGCAUCCUUAUUGAACGCUCGGAUAGUGUAUAAAAUAUCAGAUUCGAAAAGUCUGCUCAUUGUGUCAAAUAUUAUACUUGUCAGUGCAUUAUUGCUCUGCGGUCCAUCGCCUUUCUUGGGAAUAGAACACAAAUAUAUUUGGUUGGAUGUCGUUGCUAUUCUGCUAUUUGGGUAUUUCUAUAACCUGUCAUCCGUGAUAAUAUAUCGGUUGAUUUGUAAGUAUGUUUGUGGCGAUAAAACGGAGCAAACUUUACAUGAAUCCAGUACAAUAAGCAGCACUUUCAACACGAGUGUAUAUUUUGGACAACUCACUGGAUUUAUAGUUGCUGGACCUAUUUUAGAUAUAUUUGGCUAUAGAUGGAGUCUUACCCACAUAGCAUUUCUUGUAUUAUUAACUACUUUAAUUUUGACAUAUCAGAUAUUGUCAAAAUAUUUACCAAAGAUUGAAGAUUUUAGAAAACUAUGGAGCAACAAAGACGAAGGAAAACAUCUUCUGAAUUCCAAUACACACCAACUUCAUGACCGUCCCUGAAUGUCAAAGACUUAACAAAUUUUCCAUUAACAUCGUAGUGGAAAUCUACAGCUGCACACGCAAAUUCUUGCUGUUUUUAUUAUUAUUAGUUAAAAGUCUCUUUUCGGUAAUUCUAUCCCUGCUAGGGACUGUACCUCGCCUCUUUUCAGGUAAAUUUUUCCGGAUUUCUUGAGUCCAAAUUCCAUUCUUAUAUCCGUACUAAAACAAUGGACCGUGUUCACCAAGGAACUCACUUGUAUCUCAUCUUUGCCAUACAUAUUCAAAUUGCUGUGGUGGACGCCCCCAGGUGAGAAGUGGGCUGGUCCACGACUAAUAAAUAGUGGGCAGACUUAAUAAGUAGUGUCAGUCAGCGAAGGUACGCGAAUAAUGCCGUACGAGCGGCAAGUUCAUUUGAAAGAGAAGUCAUGUUUUGUUAGUUUUCCUUUUCAAAGAUAUUGUUAAAGUGUUGUUGUUUGAAUUGUUUGCCUUGUUAAAAUGUUGCCUGCUUGGCAGGUGUUGUUUUCGAACUUGUGUUCUUUCCCCCUACGAGGGGAAGAUUGUAAUAUUUCCUAUAAUUGUGAAUUAUGGUCAGUUUUGGUAAAUUUUUGUUGAACUGUGUUCCUUCCCCAGACGGGGAAAGGAUUUGAAUUAUUUAUUGUUGUUUCUCUUACGAGAGAAAACUUUUCUUUU
This is a messenger RNA of Octopus sinensis (East Asian common octopus), 3270 nucleotides long. Its product is annotated as MFS-type transporter SLC18B1-like. Gene Ontology annotation, molecular function: transmembrane transporter activity. The transcript is spliced from 15 exons. Lineage: Eukaryota; Metazoa; Mollusca; Cephalopoda; Octopoda; Octopodidae. The record is from RefSeq and is a predicted model, not a curated record. Gene Ontology annotation, biological process: transmembrane transport. The coding region runs from base 1204 to 2601 and encodes 465 amino acids.